UUUUGUGUGACACCGAAGGCCGGCUGGGCUAGCACAUUGGCGCCGGAUCCCGGAAGUACUCUUCCCGCACUGCUCCGGCACGGGCUCCUCCAUGAGGCAUGCUGAAACGCCCGGUGAGCACUUUCCACCCGGCCGCGAGCUGAGCGGAGCCCUGGCUGAGGCGGAGAUGGAGAGCCCUGUGGAAGGCCGCACGGCCAGCGUGCUGUUCGCGGGGUUCCGGGCCUUGGGGCUCUUCAGCAACGACGUUCCACACGUGGUGCGGUACAGCGCGCUCAAGCGCCGCUUCUAUGUGACGACUUGCGUGGGCAAGAGCUUCCACACGUAUGACGUUCAGAAACUUAGUCUGGUUGCAGUAAGUAACUCUGUUCCACAGGAUAUCUGUUGCAUGGCAGCUGAUGGGAGGCUAGUCUUUGCUGCAUAUGGAAAUGUUUUCUCUGCAUUUGCCCGUAAUAAAGAGAUAGUACAUACUUUUAAGGGCCAUAAAGCAGAAAUCCAUCUUUUGCAACCCUUUGGGGAUCACGUUAUCUCAGUGGAUACUGACAGCAUUCUUAUUAUUUGGCACAUAUAUUCAGAAGAAGAAUACCUUCAGUUGACAUUUGAUAAAUCAGUUUUUCAAAUUUCUACAAUUUUGCAUCCAAGCACCUACUUGAAUAAAGUCCUGCUGGGCAGUGAACAGGGAAGCCUACAGUUAUGGAAUGUAAAAUCCAAUAAACUUCUAUAUACAUUUCCAGGGUGGAAGGUUGGAGUGACAGCCCUUCAGCAGGCACCAGCUGUGGAUGUUGUUGCCAUUGGUCUUACGUCUGGUCAAGUCGUCAUUCACAACAUUAAGUUUGAUGAAACAUUAAUGAAGUUCCGUCAGGACUGGGGACCCAUUACUUCCAUUUCAUUUCGCACAGAUGGUCAUCCUGUAAUGGCAGCUGGAAGCCCGUGUGGCCAUAUUGGACUCUGGGAUCUGGAAGACAAAAAAUUAAUCAAUCAAAUGAGAAAUGCACACUCCACAGCAAUAGCCGGGCUGACAUUUCUCCACAGAGAACCACUGCUUGUUACAAAUGGCGCUGAUAACGCUCUUAGGAUCUGGAUAUUUGACGGCCCUGCUGGGGAAGGACGACUGUUGAGAUUCAGAACGGGACAUAGUGCUUCUCUUACCAAGAUCAGAUAUUAUGGACAAAAUGGACAGCAGAUUUUAAGUGCAAGUCAAGAUGGAACUCUGCAGUCCUUUUCUACAGUCCAUGAAAAAUUCAACAAGAGCUUGGGGCAUGGGUUAAUUAAUAAAAAGAUAGUUAAACGUAAAGGACUUCAGAACACCACGUCAGUAAGGCUUCCACCUAUCACCAAGUUUGCUGCUGAGGAAGCUCGUCAAAGUGACUGGGAUGGUAUCAUUGCUUGCCACCAAGGCAAGCUGUUUUGCUCAACCUGGAAUUACCAAAGAUCUACAAUAGGUGCUUAUUUUCUCAAGCCAAAAGAAUUAAAGGCAAAUGGCAUCGUUGCAACUGCAGUGGAUAUAACUUCCUGUGGAAACUUUGCAAUAAUUGGCCUCUCAUCAGGAACUGUAGAUGUGUAUAACAUGCAGUCUGGUAUACAUCGAGGAAGUUUUGGAGAUGAUAAAGCUCACACAGGUUCUGUUAGAGGUGUUUCGGUGGAUGGAUUAAACCAGCUGACAGUUACAGCUGGUAGUGAACGAUUACUCAAAUUCUGGAACUUUAAAAGCAAGGUUUUAAUCCAUUCUUUGAACCUUGAUUCAUCUCCAAAUAUGAUGCUGCUACACAGGGACAGUGGCAUUCUGGGACUUGCCUUGGAUGACUUCUCCAUCACUGUCCUAGACAUAGAAACUAGGAAGAUUGUCAGAGAGUUCUCUGGACACCAGGGCCAAAUAAAUGACAUGACGUUCAGUCCUGAUGGCCGUUGGUUAAUAAGUGCUGCAAUGGAUUGCUCUGUUAGGACUUGGGACCUUCCAUCUGGCUGCCUUAUUGACUGCUUCCUGUUGGACUCGGCUCCUCUCAAUGUCACUAUGUCCCCAACUGGAGACUUUCUAGCAACUUCCCAUGUGGAUCACCUUGGGAUUUACCUGUGGUCGAAUAUUUCCCUCUAUUCAGUUGUCUCCUUACGACCACUUCCUCCAGAUUAUGUCCCUUCAGUAGUGAUGCUUCCUGGGACUUGUCAAACCCAAGGUCUGGAAGUGUUGGAAGAACAGAUGGAGCCAAGUGAUGAAAUGAUAGAGUAUGAGUCGCCACAACAGUUGAGUGAGCGCCUGGUGACUCUGUCACUUCUCCCUGAGUCACGCUGGAAAAACCUUCUGAAUCUUGAUGUUAUCAAGAAAAAGAAUAAACCAAAAGAACCACCCAAGGUACCCCAGUCAGCACCAUUUUUCAUCCCAACGGUUCCUGGGCUUGUACCCAGGUUUGCUGUACCUGAGCAGAAUGGGGACCCCCAGCAGUCAAAGGUGGUAAAUCUUGGGAUUUUGGCUCAAAAAUCAAAUUUCUUCCUGAAACUUGAAGAAGGAUUGCUAAAUAACCAGUAUGAAGCUGCUCUUCACCUUCUGAAAGAAUUAGGCCCAUCAGGAAUUGAAACAGAGCUGCGAAACUUGUCUCCCGAUGAUGGUGGCUCAGUAGAAGUCAUGCAAGCCUUUCUGAAAAUGAUCAGGAUGAUGUUGGACAGAAAACGUGACUUUGAGUUAGCCCAGGCAUACCUUGCAUUGUUUUUAAAGUUACACCUCAAAAUGCUUCCUUCAGAGGCAGUGCUGUUAGAAGAACUGGUAAAGUUGUCAUCACAGGUAGAAGAAGACUGGACUCAUUUACAGUCUCUCUUCAAUCAAAGCAUGUGUAUUUUAAAUUAUAUCAAAAGUGCUUUGUUGUAAAAAAUAAACUUAGUGAUUACAGAAAUCAAA
Molecule: messenger RNA, 2884 nt
Organism: Onychomys torridus (southern grasshopper mouse)
Lineage: Eukaryota; Metazoa; Chordata; Mammalia; Rodentia; Cricetidae
Gene: Wdr36
Product: WD repeat domain 36
Exons: 23
Coding region: 92-2854 (920 amino acids)
Biological process (GO): rRNA processing
Cellular component (GO): small-subunit processome; Pwp2p-containing subcomplex of 90S preribosome
Molecular function (GO): protein binding
Source: RefSeq, a predicted model, not a curated record